AAACCUUAGUUUUUCCCUUCUGGUUUUCCAUUGCUCUGUUUUGACUUAGAAAACAUACCACCCAAACCAAAAAGAUUAAGCUUUCUCAGCUUCUUUAAAUCAAUUGAAACAUCCCAGAACAAUGGCAAAACAGAAUCCAGAAAGCCAUGAACAGCCGCGUGAAGAUUUCACACUCAAGGAGACUUCACCAGACAUCAGCAGGCGCAGAGUUUCAGUCGGACCCACCACCUCUUUCGACCUCGUGGAACACAUGAACUUUCUGUACGUGAAGGUGGUGAAAGCCAGAAACCUGAGAGCAAAUUCAAGUCCUUGCGUGGAAUUGACGAUUGGAAACUACAGAGGAACAACUCAGCAGCAGCAGAACAUGGUUGCGAACCCAAACCCAGAAUGGAACCAAGUGUUUGCGUUCAACAAAGAGAUAAUUCAGGACACAGAUGUGCGGAUUUUGGUCAAGGAUAUGAAACCUAUUGUUCCUCCUAAUGUUCCUCCUCCUGGUGAUGAUAUCCUUGGCCUGUUAGUGUUUGAAAUCGCAGAGGUUCCAACAAGGACGCCGCCGGAUAGUUCAUUGGCGCCGCAAUGGUAUAGACUGGAGGAUUCGAAAGGGGUCAAGUUUGGAGGAGAGAUGAUGCUGUCUCUCUGGAUGGGGACUCAAGCAGAUGAAGCAUUUUCCGAUGCCUGGCAUUCCGAUGCAGCAAUGGUUAACGGCGAAGGUGUUUUCAGUACACGUUCCAAGGUGUAUAUGUCUCCUAAGCUUUGGUAUCUCAGAGUCAAUAUUAUAGAAGCUCAGGAUUUGAUCAUUCUUGAUAAGAACAGGAAGCCAAAUGUUCUUGUGAAAGCUAUGCUAGGGAAUCUUGUUUUGAGCAGCAAAGUUUCCAAGACUAAGAGUGCGAAUCCAAUGUGGAAUGAGGAUUUGAUGUUCGUUGCGGCUGAGCCAUUUGAUGAGCCUUUGCUUUUGAGGGUGGAGGAUAGGGUAGAAGUGCCGAACAAGAAAGAUGAAUGCCUGGGAAGGUGUUCGAUUUCUUUAAAAACCGUACACAAGCGGCCUGAUGCUGCUCCGGGUCCCAACAUUUGGUACAAUCUUGAGAGGCCUGAAAUGGUUUUGGAAGGUGAAGAGGAAAAAGUGAAGUUUGCUAGUAAGCUUCAUAUGAGGAUUUCUUUGGAUGGUGGGUAUCACGUUCUUGAUGAACCUACAUAUUAUACUAGUGAUUUGAGGCCAACAAUAAAGAGUCUUUGGAAACCAGCCAUUGGGGUUUUGGAACUUGGCAUUUUGAAUGCAUCUGGUUUGUUGCCGAUGAAGCCAAAUGAAAAUCGUACGGAUGCCUAUUGUGUGGCUAAAUAUGGGCAUAAGUGGGUGAGGACAAGGACAAUUGCUAAUAGUUUUGCACCAAAAUGGAAUGAGCAAUACACUUGGGAAGUCUUUGAUCCUUGUACAGUCAUUACAAUUGGAGUCUUUGAUAACAGUAACAUUAGAGUACCUCAAGAAGCAGCAGCAGCAGCAAUGGAUUCGAGAAUUGGGAAGGUGAGAAUCAGGCUAUCGACGCUGGAGUUGGAUAGGACAUACACGCAUUCUUACCCACUUGUGGCUCUGCAACCAUCUGGGGUGAAGAAGAUGGGAGAGAUCCAAUUGGCAGUGAGAUUUUCUUGUGGAACUUGGUGGCAUGUGUUGCAAACUUACUUACGGCCUGUACUCCCUGCGAUGCAUUACAUCCUUCCACUAUCUGUAUUUCAGCUUGAUAGUCUGAGGCACCAGGCUUCCUUCAUUACUGCGUUGAGGUUGAGCCUCGCCGAGCCACCAUUGAGGAAAGAAGUUGUGGAUUAUAUGCUGGAUGCAGAUGUAAACCUGUGGAGCACAAGGAGAGGCAAAGCCAAUUUUUACAGGGUCAGCAAGCUAUUCAAUGGACUGGUUAUGUUUAUGAAAUGGUUUGAUCAAAUACAGAAAUGGACUAAUCCAUAUUCCACUGUUUUAGUUUUCUGUGUGUACUUGAUAUUUCUUUUGUAUCCACAUCUUAUAUUACAAACAUCGCUGCUAUAUUUGACUUUGGUUGGGGUGUAUAGAUAUAGAAAGAGGCCAAGGAAUCCGCCUCACAUGGACACCGAACUUUCUCAUGCCUACACCGUGAGUUUAGAUGAAUUGGACGAAGAGUUCGAUUCAUUCCCAUCGAGGAAGAGCAACGAAAUUUUGAGAAUGAGAUAUGAUAGAUUAAGAAGCUUUGCGGGGAGGAUACAAUCUGUUCUUGGUGACAUAGCAACUCAAGGGGAGAGAGUUGAGUCUCUUCUGAGCUGGAGGGAUCCAAGAGCCACAUUUUUGUUUGUGGGCUUCUGUGCGCUGGUAUCAGUUGUGGUUUAUUUGUUUCCUUUUAGAGUGAUAGCCUUUGUUGGUGGUUUGUAUGUGUUUAGGCCUCCUAUUUGGCGUAUUAAAAUACCUUCUUUUCCCCAAAACUUUCUUAGGAGAAUGCCCGCAAAAACAGAUUGCAUGCUAUGAAAAACAGUUUUUU
Molecule: messenger RNA, 2495 nt
Organism: Ziziphus jujuba (common jujube)
Lineage: Eukaryota; Viridiplantae; Streptophyta; Magnoliopsida; Rosales; Rhamnaceae
Product: FT-interacting protein 4
Exons: 2
Coding region: 122-2482 (786 amino acids)
Source: RefSeq, a predicted model, not a curated record